Messenger RNA from Neurospora tetraspora, 2451 nucleotides. Its product is annotated as DHHC palmitoyltransferase-domain-containing protein. Gene Ontology annotation, molecular function: protein-cysteine S-palmitoyltransferase activity. The transcript is spliced from 2 exons. NCBI's taxonomy places the organism in Eukaryota, Fungi, Ascomycota, Sordariomycetes, Sordariales, Sordariaceae. Gene Ontology annotation, cellular component: Golgi apparatus; endoplasmic reticulum. The record is from RefSeq and is a predicted model, not a curated record. The coding region runs from base 1 to 2085 and encodes 694 amino acids. Gene Ontology annotation, biological process: protein targeting to membrane; peptidyl-L-cysteine S-palmitoylation.
AUGGCAUCCGAAGAGGGACCCUCGAGGUCAGCCUCCCCGACAAAUGUCGACAACACGUUCCCACAGUACCCUCCUCGAGCCGAGCUUACCGUUGCUGGCCCUCCCAGCGUAAUAUCUUCCCGAAUGACGGAUAUAGGUACGGAGGAUGGCCAAGGAUCAGAUACAACACCACGAGGAGGAGGCCCUUCGAGCGCCAACCCCCCUUCGAGCGCCAACCCCAACAGGAGGAGUGGCUUCUAUUCGGACACACAGUCUCGUCCCGAGACGUCUGGGACCGGGCUAUCAUCAAGGGGCCCGUGGGCGCAAUCGGUAUCUCUUCGCCAACACAUGUCAGGGAAGCGAGGAAGUAUAGCCGGGAGCAUCGGCAGUGCAGGAGGCCGUCCCAUCAGCGCUGCGAGCAGGAGUCAUGUCCCGUCUCUAACGUCACAUGGCUUCUUCCGCCCGAUGAGCUCGCAGAAACUCCAGGCGCAAAGGGGUGCUGCGCGGCCGUCAACAAUGAACCGCCCAUAUGUGAUCACCGGAGAAGCAGGAGCCCGUACUAGUGUCAUCUCAACUGGAAGCGGUCGCAUAGGGGCACAGAUUGCCGAGGACGCAGAGCUGCGUAUGCCCUCCAGGGGGACCGAAAUGACGGAGCAGGAAACCAUGGACCGCAUGACAGCCAACACGAGCCCCACCAACGGAUUUUUUCCUACCUCGAGCGUUACGGAUAGCGUCCGGCCGUUGCAGAGACCCGUCGAUGCUCGAAACAUUACCGUGGAAAUGAACAAAGACUGCAGAGAAGGAACCCCGACAACACCACCGAGGUCACCAACGAGGACAUCUCGAUCUUUCAGGUCCAGCUUCUUGAUGCCGAGGAUGAACGAGUCUGGGAUAACGGGGUCCAACAGAGAGAUUGAGGGCGGAGAGAAGCUACAAUCGGCUGCCUCGUCUCCCAACAUCCCACCCCAAAAUUACGAAAGGCAAAGGGCCAGACACAAAAGACGUGCGAAAAGGCAGAACCACCCGAGUCUUGGAAAAAACUACGAAUACUUCGAGGGAAACACUGUUUUCUGCCUUGGAGGACGGUUCCAGAACACAAAGCAACGCCCGAUAAAUAUAGCAACCGGGUCACUAAUUGUUCUUCCUUGUAUCCUCUUUUUUAUCUUCUCGGCGCCUUGGAUUUGGCACAACAUCUCGCCCGCGGUACCCGUUACAUUUGCUUACCUUGCUUAUAUCUGUGUAUCUUCGUUCCUACACGCGUCGGCGUCGGAUCCAGGGGUAUGUUACGGCUUGUUGAUCUUUAUUCUGCCGAGAAAUUUGCACAAGUUUCCUCCUCCUGAAAUGGACGAUAGCCCGACGGGGCCCCCAACUACCGACUGGGUUUUAGUUCACUCGGCAGAAGCUUCCACAGCAGCAAUGGAGGUCCCGAUCAAGUACUGCAAGACAUGCCAGCUGUGGCGUCCUCCACGCGCUCAUCACUGCCGCUUGUGCGACAACUGUGUUGAGACCCAAGACCAUCACUGUGUAUGGCUCAACAACUGCGUUGGUCGUCGCAACUACCGUUAUUUUUUCACCUUCGUCAGCUCGGCAACCGUUCUUGCUCUGUACCUUAUCGGCGCCUCCCUGGCACAAAUUCUGGUGUACAGGAAGCAGCACCAUAUCAGCUUUGGCCACGCGGUCAAUCACUUCCGCGUACCAUUUGCCAUGGUCUUUUAUGGGCUCCUGGCGUUCCUGUACCCGGCUGCGCUUACAGGAUACCACGUCUUUUUGAUGGCCCGGGGCGAGACCACUCGCGAAUACCUCAACUCUCACAAAUUUCCAAAGUCGGAUCGAUACCGCGCUUUUACCCAGGCUAACUGGCUCAAGAACUGGUUUGUCGUGCUCUGCCGGCCAAGGCCGCCGACUUACUACGGAUUCAAGGUCAAGUAUAACCAGGGUGACCAGCGAUUCGGAUCACAUCGGCGCUGGCAACAGCCUGUGGUUUCUGACUCGAAAGAGGGCAUGGAAAUGCAAAACGUUUCGCCGCAGUUACCUCAUACGGGAUUCAUGGGGCCUACAGCGUUGCGAAACUCGAAUAAUGGAUCUGCGCCGGAGGUCAGGGCAUGAUAUUAAUGGUUGCUUCCGCAUAGUAGUUUAUCAUUUUUGCCCAUUUAUCGGCGUUCCUGUCUGACCUUUAUACGCACGCACAGCACAGCACACCUGCAAAGCCAUCUUUACAUAUACCAUUAGUACGCAUCAACGCAUCAUAUUUUUUCAUGUUUUUAUGUUGUCCUCUUUUCUCUCUCUUGUUUGUCAGAUACCUAACGGCAUGGCGUUACGUUUUUUUUUAAACCUGCGCACCGGGCCCAAAGAAGAGUUUUUUUUUGUAGUUGAAAAUGACAGCGAUCAUAAACUUGUAUACAGGAGGAAGAAGAAGAAGAAGAAGGAGAAGAAGAUUAAAGUCAGGAUGAAGAAAAUGGGGGAACAGCGCCC